AUGCCUAUUGAGUAUAGCAAAGAGAGUACUGGUGAAGACCAUCAUAAUAAUGGUGAUGAGUCCAAUGAAGACAAGAAUAUACCACUGCUGAGUACAAUUGAUGAGCUUCAAUACAAUUCUAGUGAUACCGGACAUGUUGAAUCCUCAAAUCAGAAAGACUUUUGUGAUGAUUUGCUUAGUGCAAUGAAAAGAAUUGAAUCUCGUAUGUUUGCUUUGCAACUUUGCUCAAAUCUUGUAAGUUCCACAAAGAACAAUGCAGAUAAGCAAAAUUUGGUCCAAGUAACAAAUCUAGAUAGGCCUCGUGUUGAUGCUGUAUUUCCAAAGAGCAAUGGCACACCAAAGCAAAUUAGAGAAGAGGAAUCAAGAAGUCAGGGUAAGAUUCAACCUCCAACACAAAAAUUGCCCAUGACAAAUAGAGUUACCUCAUUGAAUCAAAAUGAUGUUACUAAGAAGCCAUCAACUGGCCACAGAAAUGGGGAAAAUGUAGCAAGAAACAAUCCAAUGGCUCGGUCAGAAGCUGAUCAAAAUCAUGAGAAAAAGAGUCUUGAUCAUUCUUAUAGACAUCUGCCAGUGAAAUCCACAGCUUCCAGCAUUACAAGGAAACAACCACAACCACAUCAGAUGGUGAUAAGACCAACACUACUGGAUCAAAGGUACAGUGGAAUUAAGGUAUUCUCCCAUAAAAAUAGAGAAGGGUCUGCAUUACACAGAAAAGGAUCCUAUAAGGAAAGGGAUGAACCACAAGACAAGGAUGAUGAUGAAGUUGAAGAGUCUAGUUCAAAUAACUAUCAAUCUUCUUCUAGCUGGACCUCACAAGAAGUAAGUGCCAAUGGUAGUGGUGGUAACAGUUCUGAGGACCACUCCUUGCAAGGUGAGAUAGAAGUUUCCACAUCAGGAACUAUGGUUGAUGCAUCAUAUGAAUAUAGUUCAGAGGAGUGUGAUAAUAAUUCUUAUACAUCUAAUGAUAAUUAUAAUUAUAACUCUUUGAAUAGCUCUAAUAGCCUCAAGUCUGAUAGAUACUACAACAAAAUAAAACCUGAGAAAAAAGUUGGAGGACUAAGGAGGCUGAAGAACAACAUUGACUCAAAGAGGAGGCAAAGACACUCUAUGUGGAGUAACUUGCAGAAUGUCUUCCACCAUAAGAACAAGCAUCAUGGGAUGAUAACGAAUGGAAGCGAUGAGAAGCCAAGGAGAGGAAGUGCUGUUGCAAGAGUGACUCACAAGAACCAGGUUGGACAGUUUCACAGGCUUGUGGAAGGGCUCAUGGGACACAUGCGGCAUGCAAAGAAGCCGAAGAAACCUCACAAGGUUGCUGUGAAAGGUUCAAGGAAUGCGCCACAUGGACAUAGAAAGAAGAAUCCAAAUUGGUGGAAAAUGCUACAACAACACCGGGGAGUGAAGGUGAAGAAUAGAGGUAGAGUUAGAAAAGAGUUCAUAGGCCAAAAAUCACCAAAGAAGCUUACUUAG
Messenger RNA from Arachis duranensis, 1467 nucleotides. RefSeq lists its product as uncharacterized. The record is from RefSeq and is a predicted model, not a curated record. NCBI's taxonomy places the organism in Eukaryota, Viridiplantae, Streptophyta, Magnoliopsida, Fabales, Fabaceae. The transcript is spliced from 2 exons. Bases 1 to 1467 code for a protein of 488 amino acids.